Molecule: messenger RNA, 384 nt
Organism: Peniophora sp. CBMAI 1063
Lineage: Eukaryota; Fungi; Basidiomycota; Agaricomycetes; Russulales; Peniophoraceae
Source: the annotation of a GenBank genome assembly
AUGUCGAGCUACAAGGCCCUACCUCAGACCGAAGAACUCGACCCGCUCUUUCCUGCGUCCUUGGAUGAACCUACCAACGCCGAACCGCGCUACACGAAGCUCAUCCGCAUCGUCGUCUACGUACUGCUCACCAUCAACACCGUCCUCUUCGUCGCGAACGACAGGACGAGCGCCACGAUACGCACAUCGCUAGAUAACGUCCUCCCUGUGCUCGAUCCGCGCGUGCUGCCGCGGCCUGAUCAGUACGAUGGGCUUCCUGAGGCGUCGCGGAAUAAGACUAUCGUUUUGCGCGACGAGGAUGGCAACCUUGUCUAUCCUGACGCGGAGAGGAGGCGUAGUGUUAUAAGGACUGGUAUGAGGUCGUCUCGCGCCUGGGCGCCGUGA